AUGACUCCAAUUCUCAUCACUGGCGCCACGGGGUCCACUGGACGCUCUACAAUCAAAUAUCUGUUGCAGAAAGGUCUUUCUGUGCGUGCAUUUGUCCACAAGGAAGAUGAUCGCUCGCGCCAACUUGAAGCUCAAGGCGCUGAAGUCGUCGUUGGAAAUCUCCUUGAUUUGCGCUCAGUCCGACGCGCAUUUGAGGGCGUCAAGAGAGCUUAUUUUUGCUAUCCUGUACAGCCAGGGCUCAUCGAUGCCACUACUAUUUUUGCUCAGGCGGCUAAAGAGGCCAAAGCCGAAUACAUCGUCAACAUGUCUCAAAUCGUUGCCAGAGGGGAAGUCCCUAGCAAUGCUUCCAUUAACCACUGGCUGUCGGAGCGUGUUUUUGAUUGGGCUGGCACGCCUGUCACGCAUCUGCAACCAACGAUUUUCCAUGAAUGGCUUAUUUAUGCUAGCAAAGCAAUCAGAGAAGAAGAUUGCUUCGCCGUUCCUUUUAGCUCAACGGGCAAAUUUGCCUCAGUCUCUACUGAAGACAUAGGAGAGCUGACCGCCACGCUGCUUGAGAACCCGGCCGGCCAUGGGGGACAGUCAUACCCCCUCUCUGGCCCUACAGAGCUGACGCCGCCCGAGAUUGCCGAUGUUCUCUCGAAGCACCUUGGAAGGAAAAUUCGCUUCGAGCAAGUCAAGGCCAGCGCCUUGAUUCGGUCAUUCUCGCCCGUUGAAAUACCGUACCUGGAGCAACAUUUCGACGCAGCGGGCCAGAUGCAUCGUGAUGGUCUUAUGGCUGGUACUAAUGAUUUGUUUGAGAAGAUUAUUGGCCACCCACCGCAGAGCACGGAAGAGUUUGUGGCGCAGAAUAAAUCGAUCUGGUCGAAAAAUGCGGAGGAGUUUAUAGCGCAGGGUAAAUCUUUCUCGAAGAACAGAGGAUAG
Messenger RNA from Trichoderma breve, 921 nucleotides. RefSeq names its product nmrA-like family domain-containing protein. NCBI's taxonomy places the organism in Eukaryota, Fungi, Ascomycota, Sordariomycetes, Hypocreales, Hypocreaceae. The transcript has a single exon. Bases 1 to 921 code for a protein of 306 amino acids. The record is from RefSeq and is a predicted model, not a curated record.